GUUUCUUGGUAAGGAACAAUUUCAAAGGAGUCUGCGUGUUAAUAUUAAAGACAUGAGUAAUCUGCAAGUCGACUUCUUAAAAUUGAUGGGAGGACAGGAGAAAAAGAAUUCCCUAGUAAUAAGUCAAGUGCUCAUCAUUCCAAGAUCUCCAGUACAGGUUCCAACUCCUACCACCUUUGACUUUAAAGAAGGAAAUGAUACUUCUGCACAAAGUGUGCAACAUUCAAGUGGAAAGCGUCCAAGUGUAGAAUCAUCGUCAGGACGCCCCAUUGCGGCUCUUAAGAAGAGGCGCCGCCUAUUGGCAGACAAAGGUGAACUGCAAGUGCCCAGCAAUGAAGAUCUAGAGUGGCUGUCACAAAGGAUAGCCCAAGGCUGGAAGCCGCUUGGACGUCGUCUUGACAUCAAAGAGGAAAAGCUUACGGCGUUUCACAAGGAAAACGAGGAAUAUACUGAAAAAGCGUACAAAAUGUUACUGCACUGGAAACAAAAGACAGGUUCAGCCGCAACAUUUGAGGUCAUGUACAAUGCCUUGUGUCAUGAGUGUGUAAAUCGAAAAGAUUUAGCCGAAACGUUUUAUAGUCGAAUGGACGAAGUUGCUGAUUAGGUUUCAUUAGUUUUCAAGUGCUUUGCGGUUAUUACAUACAUGCAAACAUACAUGUAUAUAUAGAUAUUAUAACAUUUCUCAAGUUCUGCUUUGUAUUACAAGAAAUUUUUCUGAGUAAUGCUUAAAAAUUAAUGCAUAUCCGUACGUUAUAUAUAUUUCUGCUGCAUCAGCACUGCGACCUUUUAUUCUCUUCCCUUCUCUUCUUUGCAUUCUUGAGGCAGCAAGUUCCUUUUGGGACAACUUGAGAAUUGCGUGCAUCAAAAACGCCGGAAAAAAAAUACACUACAGGCACAGCAAAAUCUUAUAUAAUUUCUGGGUUUAAACCUAUCCGAAAAAUGUUCCAUUUUCAACACGCCUAAGCGCAGAGACAAAAUGAAUUUUCAAGGCUUUCCUAGUAACUUUGGAAGAAAACUGAUACACAUAAAGAAAGUAACUAUUGUGAGCAAAUCCUUAGGCAUGUUUCAAGAGAUGUGAGAAACCCUAUUUUGAAAUUGGACCUAAAUAGCUGACAGUUUUUUUUAUUGAUUAUAGUAUCGAAGGUAGUAUUUGCUAGACGUAGAUGUAUAUAAAUGUCAGGUUACAAGAACACAAAUCUUCCAUCCUACAGUUACUCUAUGUAAAACUUUUAAUUCUAUUUAUUUAUUUUUUUAUUUAUCUAUACGUAUUUUUUUACUUUUUCUUCUUGAGGGAGGUUAUAAGUUAAAGUUUUUGAUAAUCUUAUAGAUAUCACACUGAUUGUAAUGUGAAUAAUUGUUUCAGGAUGAGUAAGUAAGGUGUAUUACGCAACAUGAUGUUCUCAGAAAUAGUAAAAGUGAGCCAGUGUGUGUUGGUAAGCAAGCUAUGCGUCUAUUUUAGGUUCGUAUCAAGGUUAAUGUUGUCUGUUUAAUUUGUGUCUACUGUAUAUUGCAUGAAAGAAAAUGGAUGUAUUUACCUUUUUUUGUCAUGAAGAACUUAAGGUAACCCACAAACGUUUGAAGCAGUACUUCUGCGAUCAUAAUGAUAAUAAUAAUGAUAACAUUAAUAACGAUGAUAACUUUAUUUCAGUGUCUAAUGGAUUUAGCACCGGUGGAAGACAGGCGCUAAUUAAGGACACUCUAACAGCGAUUACAAUCCUAUUAAUAUAAAAGUACAAUAACAAUUUUACUAAGCUCAAUCUAAGUACAGUUAAAAGAAAGUACAUUACCUACGAUUUCUAAAUAAGAAAUAGUGAUUUUAUAAAUCUAAAUUAUGGGAAAUGCAAAUCCCUAAGGGUCACACAUUCGGCAGUUUUCUACUGCAUAAAGUUAUCCUCGGUUUGGGUUGCUCUUAACUCUUUAAUCCCUAAUACGAGUGAUUGGCAUCUUAUUUCUCCUUACAAUACCAUCGUUGAAUUGAACAUUAAGGUCAUGAGAAUAAGGAAAGUUAUCACCAAAUAGAGAAGCUUGUGUUGAAGAAGUUCCCCAUAUUGGUGUCAUUAGAGAUGAAUAGAGAACGCUGUGAAGAUAUGCAUACAGAUCUUUGAGUGCAGCCGGUUAAAGAAUAAUUCAAUCUUCGUCAAACUCGGGUUACUUUUUUAAACAAGUUAUUGUAGUGUCAAGACGUAAAAACGAGUUUGGUGACCGUUAGAUUUUAUUACUGAGGAUUACUUGAUUAAGGAAUUCGAACUUUCUUAGAAAGCGUGAAAUUAUUUUAUCAGAAUCGUGUUACUUGCACUACCAUGCAUGAAUUACGAAAAUAACCAUAUUUUCUUACUAAUGUAUGACAGCCUUGUACUUUUCAAAUCCUUUCAGAAAACUUAUUUUUUGUAAUAAGUAUGUGAGCAUAUCUCACUUUUGUAAUAAAAAGUAGAAGGAACGCGUUUUGCUUCUUAAAUUUUGAUUUGUUU
Stylophora pistillata is the source of this 2468-nucleotide messenger RNA. RefSeq lists its product as uncharacterized. Gene Ontology annotation, biological process: signal transduction. Gene Ontology annotation, molecular function: protein binding; ATP hydrolysis activity; ATP binding. Lineage: Eukaryota; Metazoa; Cnidaria; Anthozoa; Scleractinia; Pocilloporidae. The record is from RefSeq and is a predicted model, not a curated record.